Molecule: messenger RNA, 3354 nt
Organism: Bactrocera dorsalis (oriental fruit fly)
Lineage: Eukaryota; Metazoa; Arthropoda; Insecta; Diptera; Tephritidae
Product: CD63 antigen
Exons: 5
Coding region: 1071-1778 (235 amino acids)
Cellular component (GO): membrane
Source: RefSeq, a predicted model, not a curated record
AAAAUAUUGUGCCUGCCUUAUUCUAAUAGUUCCCGCAGCUGCAAGCAAGAAAGGGAUACGGAAACAGUUUUCCACUUCCUAUGCGAAUGUUCAGCUUUAUCACAAAUCCUAUUAGUAAAGCGGUACCAGCAGAAUGCAGAGUUGCUUGGAGGAAAAUGAAUCCUCAAAACCGUCGAUAAGACGGGAUAUCCACCAUGACUCGAAACACAAUUACAAAAAAGUGCAACUAGAGUUGAAAAAAGCAUUUAUUUCAUCAAUUCCCUUAAGUUUUUGAGUGACGUUUAUUUUGAAUUCGAAUUAUGGUUAAAUGCGACGGUUUGCGGCCGGCUGUUAUUGUGACGUCCACGAAGAAACCAACUUAUUAUUAUAAAUACAAUUAAUAACUUAUGGUUUCUUUUUAAAAGUGAAUAUUAAUAUAACAUUCGCUAUAGUCAUAUACUCCCACAAUAUAAAAGAACGGACACGGUUUCAAUUUAAAUAUGAUUCAUGAAAAUCUCACAAAUGACUUAAGCUGAUAUCUGCAGAAAACAACCAUCAAGCUUAAAAAAUUUUCUUACGAAAUAAUUAGGUUUUUAUCAAAAAGAGCACUGGCCCGCUAAAAUAUUGCCAUACUUUCAUUGUUAUAAUGUAUAACAUCUCCGCAUUCUUAUAUUUCUGUGUGCUUUACCGCAUUUAUUUACCAAACGUAUAUUUCUUAAUGCAUAAUUGUAUAUAUGGAUAUAUGGGAAAUAUUAGUUCUUUACUUUAUCAGGUGCAUAUCGAUUUUAUUCGAAUUGGGUCAUGUAAUUUGCCAAUAAUUGCUUGCAAUAGAAGGUGAGAUCGGAAGUUAACUGCUCGUCUCACUCAUUUCAUGUUACGGUAAAUCCAAAAUAGCAUUGAUAACUGAAUAAUUAAAUACCGCCUAUUCGAAAGAAAAUAAAACUAGAACACUUUAGUAUGUAUUGAAAAACGUUGCAGCUGUCCAUUCUCAACUAGAAGGUUUACUGACUUGGAAUUCUCACUCUUCCACUGGUAAUAGAGAAAGACGCGUAAAUAGAUAUUGAAAGUCUGGAACAAGGAAAUAAAGCAAAAUGGCUUCUGGCGGCUUAACUUGUGUGAAGUUUAUUACAUUUUUCUGUAAUUUACUUUUCGCUCUAACCGGACUGCUCAUCCUAAUUGUGGGUGCCAUGGUGCAGUUGAACUAUGCACAUUAUUCAAAUUUCGUAAGCGACCACAUAUGGACUGUGCCCAUUAUUUUGAUUAUCGUCGGCGCUACCAUAGCAUUCAUCUGUUUCCUCGGCUGUUGUGGCGCCUUGAAAGAGAAUAGUUGCAUGAUACUGUCAUUCGCGCUUUUAGCGGUUAUUAUAUUCUUGUUCGAAAUCGGUUUAGGAAUAGCUGGUUAUGUUAAACAUGCAUCUCUGAGUGAUAUAAUGGAGGAACAGUUCAAUUCCACAAUGAAAGAAUACAACGAACGCAAAGAGAAUCGUGAUGCUUGGUCGCUUUUGCAAAGUGAGAUGGAUUGCUGUGGCACCUUUGGGCCUAAGGAUUGGGAACCGAUAUUUCACAAUAGCUCUCUGCCACCUGCAUGCUGCACGGUCAUCAAUUUGAACGAAGCUCAAGACUGUACGAUUGUUCACGCCCAUUCGGAAGGCUGCCUAAAUAAGCUGCUCUCCCUGCUCGACUCCAAAACAUUAACUUUAGCGGGCGUGGUACUCGGCGUAGCUGGUAUACAGCUAUUGACCAUACUUUUCGCCUUCUGUCUGUUUCGUUCGUUCCGACGCAGUUACCAGACGGUUUAAAAAACAGCAUGUAGUCACGCUCAAGAUACACAUAUUAGGAGUUAUUGGUUGAAUGAUUUUGAAAUUUGAAAUUCAUACAACCAAUACUCAUGCUGAUAUGUGUUAUAAGAAUUUAUUUCAAUUGAAUAUCAAGAGUUUUUAAGGCGGACAAAGUAAUAACUAGAAAAGUGCUUAUAAAGAAGUAAAAUUACUUAUGUCGGCUGCAUAUAACUGAGCACACAAAUCACAUUUUAAAUUGUUACUUACAUACUUAUACAAUAUAUACACAUGUAAGUAUAUGAGAGCAGCAUUAAUAUGCAGACUUCAAGCUCCCCAUAUCACUUAUUCAUAUCAGUGUUAUAAGUUAAUGAACAACGUCGUGAAGUUUAUGCUCAACAUUUUUGAAUGACCCAAGAGCGAAUAUGAACAAUAUACAAGUAAUAUGAAUUUACACCUUUAAGCACAUUUUUUUAUACCUAUUGUAUAUGGUAUCUAAAUAUAUGUAUGUACUGGCAAUCAUUUUUUGACGAAAGUCAUUAUGUAGUUUAGCACCAAAAAAGACAUUAGCAUUAAUACGGUAUGCAUUUCACUUAAAUUUUUGUAUUUAUGUAUUUUCAUCUAUGUAUGUAUAAGAUUUCAUAAUAUCUGUACCCUUAGAUUUCUUUAUAUAAAUCUUGAGGAGGCUUUUACAUACAUUACUUUCACUACUUGCCCACACUACUUGCCUAGCCCAUUUCGGCGGCAUAAAGCAUUUAAAGAAAAUGCCAAACUCAAUUAAUAGUUUAAACUGGGAAAAAUGUAUACAAAAUUUUAUAAGAAUUUUAUAUUGAAAAGAAGAUGAAUUAAUACGAAAAUAUCUAAACCGAAAUUGACGUAAACUAAUAGCAACCAUUAGCAAUGUUUAUGGUAGUGGUAUUUUUACAUACACCAAUUUGUUUGGUCUUUUGUGAUAGAUUUGCUUAAUUUAAAACUUAAUGCGAUUUUGUUUAUUAUACCAAUUUGAAAAGUAACAAGUUUUUAAUGAAUUUUCCACUAAUAAGUAAAUAUGAAACCAAGUUUUUGAAAACUGAAAAUAUUCAAAUAAAGAAAUUAAUAAAUUGUUUUUACAUCUCCUUUUUUACACUUGGUUAUACAACGAUCCAAAUAUUAUAUAUACAUAUGUAUAUCUUUAUUUAGGGUAUUUAAUAGAAAUGAAGUUUGUCUAUAUAUUAUACAUACAUGAUUUAUGAAGUUCUUCAAAAUUCUUAUAUUUAUAUUUUAAAAAUUUGAUUAGAGAAUAAAUUAGCAUAACCUAAUCCAAAAUGUGUAAAAAUAUAUUUCGGUAGUUGUUUGUAUGUAUACUACACAAACCCUAAUUUGGUUUACAAAUUUGUAACAUAAAUUGCUGAAAUAGUUACUUAGUAGUCCAAUAGCUUCAUAAUUUAUUAUUACAUGUCCUAGUAUGUUACAUAGAUUUGUAUUACUGAACAGUAGUUUUGUGUAUUUUAUUGUAUGUAUUUGUUAAAUAAUUGUAUUUGUUUGAAAUUGUAUUAAGUGUGUAUAACAGAUCAGCACUGAAUAAAAAUAAAGUACUCAUACCAAAUUUUAAUACAGCGUA